Messenger RNA from Mauremys mutica (yellowpond turtle), 2199 nucleotides. RefSeq names its product putative defense protein 3. Lineage: Eukaryota; Metazoa; Chordata; Testudines; Geoemydidae. Gene Ontology annotation, molecular function: oxidoreductase activity, acting on metal ions. Bases 631 to 1125 code for a protein of 164 amino acids. The record is from RefSeq and is a predicted model, not a curated record. The transcript has 6 exons.
UGUAGCAUAAACAAGGGGGCCAUUGAAGUUAAGCAGCUUUACCAUGACAUCAUCUAACCUUUUAAUACAAGGAGCUCCUUGUAUUAAAAGGCCAGAUGGAUGACCCUGACUUCCCAAAGCUUGAUGCUAGGUAGCCUUCUGGAAGAGACCAGAGACCCUGAACCAAGAUUCAGGCCAGACCCCACCCAGUGAAGCUUGAGUGCAUAGUGAUUUUUUUUGAGUCACCAAUGAAGAGAAUUCCAGCCCCUUCAAAACACUGGGCAGGGGGACUGCCAGAGCAGAGAGUCCUUCACAGAAAGAGGGGGAGAGAUUCUGAAAAGAUAAGUGUUGGGAGCAAGAAAUAUGGAAGCAGGAACAAAUGGAACCAAGUGGAAGGUGCUGUGUUGACACAUGCUGCAGAACUGCCCAAGAGCUGCAGGAUAGAUCACACCAGAACCAAAAAGGGGGAUAGGGCUUGUGACGGACAACCCAGGAAAACUUACUAUCUGUCUGGCAAGAGGCAGACCUUGUUCACCCUGCUGUCCAGACGUAUGCUGUAGUAUAGCCAUGGUAAUCAUCAGAGAGGGAAUAUCUUCCAGUUCUCCAUCAGGUCAUGCUCCUUAAGGAGCCCCCACAUCAGCCUGUGAGAAUAUGAUGCCUGUGCAUAUCGGGGUCCAGCCCCAGGCAAGUCCAGCCCCCUAUGAGAUCCAGGUGGAUGCAUCUUCCUUCAUGAACAGGCAGCCGAUUAAUGUUCAGGUUGUAGGGCCGGGAUACAGAGGCCUGUUGCUGGAAGCUCGCACCUUUGGCUCCAUUGCUGCACUUGGCACUUGGCAGACUCCUGCCAAUAACACUAAGUUCCUACAGUGCUCUGGAAACCCGAAAGGUGCGAUUACUCAUUCUAACACCGAGUUCAAAACAAACCUGACCACUUAUACCUGGCUGCCUCCAACCUCUGGUUGCCCUGCCGUUAUUACAUUCAUGGCAACGGUGACACAAUCUCGUGAAAUUUAUUGGCUUGGUGUCAAAUCCAAAGUGAUCUGGAGAGAUUCUAAAGCUACAUGUGGUGCUGAGAAGUUUACAUGGACAGUUGUUAUUGUGACAAUGAUGUCUUUCCACUUACUGCUUUUGCCUGGCUACUUAUAUUAAGUGUUGGGAGUUUCAGAGGAUCUAUUCGAUGGCUAAGGAACAAAUACAGACUCUGUAUACAAUCACUGCAUUUGCUUCUGCCAUGAAGUGGAUGCUGGAAGCCUAAGGCCUUUGUCUCCAGACGUUAUGCUGUUUUUAAACUAUACCAAUAUAGUUUAAGUAAUACAACCCUCUAGUGCAUAAUUAUACUGGUACAGCUAAUUCCCUACAGGCACAUUAUUACAAGUAUAACAAUGUCCUCUCUCUGGGUAUUACCCUCCCACCCCUAACCAAUGUCAUUUUAAUAUUACAUGAUCUGUAUGUAGACUAGGACUAAAGUUAAAGUUGAAUAGUACAAAGCCAUGGUGAAAUCUCAGAGCAGCUAGAACUGAUCUGAAAAACAAAAUUAACGCCAUGACUUCAACUGCAUUCUAAAUUAGAACCUAUAUAAGAUCAAACACCUUUGAUUUGUACAAGGAAUGGUACAUAUCAGGAUCUCUCUACAAUAUCUGUAGACCUUUUCAUUAUACAUCAAUAGUACAAAACAUCUUUCAGAAUUAACAGACAAUGGCAGUGUAUUCACUAAUGGUACAUUAAUAGUAGUGGUACAUACCAAAAGUAAUUUCUUAAAAGGCCGGUCUUUUCUUUAAGUAAUGACUGUAUUACUGCUAUUCUUUGCAACCUCUCCUUUCUGAGAAGGGUAUCCUAUAAUUGAUGUGACAGCAGAAAUUGAUGCUUUUAACAGCUUUGUAAUGAAUAAGAAAUUAAGGCUUAACAUUACUCAUUGCAUGUCAAUUUCAUGAGGGGGGGACACAACCUCAAUAAAUGGUUAUUUUUGCUACUUACAGCAGCUUAGUAGUCUAUUAGUGUAUCUGCAGAUAGUUAUGCAGGUAUAUAAAUAAAAUAGAUUUAACUCCCCCUCGGAUGCCACUAACUUUUGUUGCAUGUUUCUUAGCUGGAAGCACAUCUAUGCCUUUAGGGUAAUUACCUACCUCUGUUGUGUAUUCCUUUUUGUAUGUUUGACUACAGAAUGUUUAUGGUUGGCUGUAUUAUUUUCAAUAUACACCUUUUAAAGUUUAUACCAAUAAAACAAGU